UUCACCUUUGCUGGCACUCGACUCCCACGCAGCGAUGACCGUCUGAAUCUGGCUGAGUUUACGCUAAUCUGCCGUGCUCUGUUCCGUAAUGACAAGGGCCACAUCUACGAUGUGCCACACGAACGCCUCGAGCAAAUAUUCGCUGUCUUUGAUAAGAACGGCGAUGGCUUCAUCGAUAGGGAGGAGUUUAAAUUUUGUUGGAAUCAAUGGAUAAAAACGAUUGUGCGACCGGUGAACGCGUUUCUCAUUGUUGAUGUACAAAAUGAUUUUAUAAGUGGUUCCUUGGAUAUAAGUAAUUGCAGUGCACAGCAGCAAGGACAUGAGAUACUGGAGCCCAUUAACAAGCUGCUGGACACGGUGGACUUCGAUGCGGUCUUCUACUCCCUAGACUGGCAUCCCAGCGAUCAUGUUUCAUUUAUUGAUAAUGUCAAAAUGCGACCCAUGGACGAGUCCUCGGCGUUGGAUGCCGAUUCGGCGAAGGUCUUUGAUACGGUCAUCUUUGCCGGGCCGCCGCCGAUGAAGCAGCGUCUGUGGCCGCGUCACUGUGUGCAGGACUCUUGGGGCGCAGAGCUGCACAAGGAUCUGAAGGUGGUCGAUCAUGGCAUCAAGGUGUACAAGGGCACCAAUCCGGAGGUGGACUCCUAUUCCGUGUUCUGGGACAACAAGAAGCUGUCGGACACCACGCUGAAUGCCCAGCUGAAAAUGAAGGGCGCCACGGACAUCUACGUGUGCGGCCUGGCCUACGAUGUGUGUGUGGGUGCGACGGCCGUGGAUGCUCUGUCCGCUGGCUAUCGCACUGUCCUGAUAGACGACUGCUGCCGCGGCACCGACUUCCAUGACAUUGAGCACACCAAGGAGAAGGUGAUCAAGAGCGAUGGCGUCAUUGUGCACAGCAACGAGGUCAAGGCAAUGGCUGAGGGUCGGGAUCGUCGACCCGAGCUGGGCUACAAGCUGGCCAUGGAGCUCAAGAGUCCCGAUUCAGUGCUAUCGCAGCGCAACGGCUUCAGGCCCAGCUUUUAAAAACCCAAAGGCAUAAAUUAAAGACAUCACAAAUCGCACAAGCUAAGCAUUCACAAGAGGAAUAGCUGGUCCGGACUCUCAAAUGAUAUCAACUAGUUUAUAUGGUUAAUUAAACUUUAGUGCAUUUCCAUUCAAAUCCAAUAAACAAAACACCUGACAAGUGCCAGCUCUUG
Messenger RNA from Drosophila arizonae, 1193 nucleotides. It is a transcript of the gene Naam, whose product is annotated as Nicotinamide amidase. The record is from RefSeq and is a predicted model, not a curated record. NCBI's taxonomy places the organism in Eukaryota, Metazoa, Arthropoda, Insecta, Diptera, Drosophilidae. Gene Ontology annotation, molecular function: calcium ion binding.